This is a messenger RNA of Darwinula stevensoni, 849 nucleotides long. NCBI's taxonomy places the organism in Eukaryota, Metazoa, Arthropoda, Ostracoda, Podocopida, Darwinulidae. The record is from the annotation of a GenBank genome assembly.
AUGAAGCUAAGGGACGACUCCUGCAAUUAUGUGGCAACACAACAGAAUGUGAAAGUGAAGACCUUAAUUCGCAUUGUGUUCCUGACCAAGAGUCACCUGGCAACAAUACUUGCCAAUGCAAACCUGAAUACGUUGAAGACACAGGCUCCUGCAGUAAAGGUUCCACCAGGAAGGAAAUGUAAUGCGACGAUAGAAUGCGUGAACAACGCCGUCUGCAGAGGCCAUGCUGGUGAAUUGCGAUGUUACUGCAACCCUGGAUUGGUGGAAGAAGCAAGACUCUGCAAGGUACCACCUGGAGAGGAAUGUAACAAAACGUAUACGUGCGUAAAGGGCGCUCACUGCGUGGGACCUCCUGGCAAUACAAAAUGCUUCUGCGAUACCAAUUUUGAACCAGAAGGAUCGUUCUGCAAGGUGUCUCUUGGAGGAGAAUGUGAUAUGGAUGAAGAAUGUGUGGAGAACGCAAUUUGCAAUGGGACUGCAGAAAAUCUACUCUGUGAAUGUGAUAGUGAAUUCGUAGAAGAAGGAAAAUACUGCAAGAAACCUGAAGGAGGACAUUGUGCGGAAACCGCCGAUUGCGUGAAUAACGCCCACUGCUCGAUGACUAAUGAUACCUGUGUCUGCAACGAUGGGUUUGCCCCUUCGGAUGGAUUCUGCAAGGUGGCAGCUGGACAGAAAUGUUCGGACACAGAAGAGUGCGUCCGUAACUCCACCUGCAUUGGAUCUCCUGACAAUCAAAUUUGUGAAUGCAAGGACGGGUUCAAGCAAGACCUUGGACAAUGCAGUGAGCAAACUUCCCUAGUAACCACUGGUUACGUGGAAUUAAGGUUUGUCCUUGAGCUUCGUUCAUAA